ACUUGAACACAGCGUUAAAACGAAGCGAAACCGAUAUCGCAAACUGAGAAGUUACUAGAGACUGCCGGCAAGUUCCAUAUACCUCCCCCUGUACUAAACUCUCUACCCAGGCAGAGUGUGGGUCUCAGCCACCGGGACAACAUACAUGCACUGAGUAAUGCCAUUAUUAGCAACGUUCAUAAGGGCAACAGAUAGUUUGUGAAGAGGGGAACUUCCUCGUUGUGAUCUCUCAGACUGAGCAGCCGGUAGGAGCCAGCAAGAAGACAUGCCACCAAAACAGAAGUCCAAGUCCUGGGCUGAGCUGAAACAAGCUGGCAAUGAAUGUUUCAAGACAGGCCAAUAUGGCGAGGCCACAAAUCUCUACAGCCAGGCAAUCAAAGCGCUGGAGAAGAACAGUAAAAGGAAUCCAGAGGAUUUGUCCAUUUUGUAUUCAAACCGUGCAGCCAGCUACCUGAAGGAUGGCAACUGUGGGGAAUGUGUGAAAGACUGCAAUAUGUCUCUGGAGUUAUCCCAGUUCAAUGUGAAGUCUCUGCUUCGUCGUGCUGCUGCCUCCGAAGCUCUGGAGCGUUAUAGGCAAGCUUACGUAGACUACAAAACUGCUCUACAGAUUGACUGCAACAUAGCAGCAGCUCACGAUGGCACCAACAGGAUGACAAAGGCACUCACAGAGACAGACGGUCCGUCAUGGAGAGAAAAGCUUCCUCCCAUUCCCACAGUUCCUCUGUCUGUGAAGGAAAAACUUGCCCAAAAGUCUGCAGGCAAUGUCACCCAACAAAGCCCAACACCUCAGCAGAAUGGCACAACGCAAACAAAAAAACCUGCUCCCAGUGAUAAAGAGAUAAAGAAAGCUCAGGCCUUAAAAGAAGAAGGCAAUGCCCUGGUGAAGAAAGGAGAGCACAAGAAGGCCAUAGAGAAGUACAGCCAGAGCCUCAAACACAACCCUACAGAAGUCACCACCUACACCAACCGGGCGCUGUGCUACCUGUCAGUGAAGCAGUACAGAGACGCCAUCAGAGACUGUGACGAGGCGCUGGUGAUUGACAGCAACAAUGUCAAGGCUCUCUACAGGAGGGCUCAGGCUCACAAGGAACUCAAGGACGUCAGAGCCUGCGUGGACGAUCUGAACACUCUGCUGAAAGUGGAACCAAAGAACUCGGCCGCCUUGAAGCUCCUGCAGGAAGUGCAGAAGAAGAAAUGAGGACAGGUCAGGGACUAGAGGCAGCAGUAAGGAUGUGUCACUGCUCUGAGUGCAAGAAGCCAAAGUCAUCUUUUUUUAUAAGAAUCAGUUGGUGGAAAAUAGCAGAACAGUGACAUGAUUCUACUGUCUGUGAGUCCAAGACCAGGCCCGUGUUUCCCAAAACUCCUUCACUGAAUUCCUGUUUGAUGUGUUUACUCUCACUUGAACAGACAUGAAGUUGGUCUCAAGGUGCUUGUAGAAAACCACAUCAGCUCUGGAUACUUAGAAAUGAUGUUGGAAUAGGAAUGAAGCAGCCUUGGAAAUAUUUCUUUUACCACUUUUAGCUUGUCAGUUUCCAAUCAUCCAGUAUUUAUGGUUAUUUAUUUUACUCACACACCUCAACCUGGUUCUGAGAAUAAACGUUUACCAUCGUCAUUUGUAAAACUUGAGCAGGCAGUCAGCUAUCGUGAAGCUCCUGCUGGGUGCCAGAACUUAAAUUUGAUGUUAAUGUAUGUUUUGACAAAUAAAUUUACCUCAAGGGUAUGCACCUAAGGACUUUUCCAAGACAAAAAACUAUGAUCAUAUUCAAACCCUGUGAAACAGGUCAGUCAACAAGUUUACUUUGCUGAUGCAAAAUCUGAGAUGCAGCUGAAUUCUCCAAAAAAUAAGCCAAGUUGAAUCAGACAUGACAUAGAAAUCUGAGAGACUACAGGAAUAGCAAAGAGGGUGGCUCUGUGGGUAGGGUUGGUGCUUACUAUCGGAGCUUGAGUGUCAUGGUACCACUACAUGGCCAUAAAUGACAUGAGGAAGGCAAAAAAAUGCCUUCAUAUUAGCAGGCUGAAGUCUUUUAGGUAACCAUGGAUAAACUAUUAUCUUAAAGUUUGAUGAAUCCAAAAAGUUUUGACAGAAACUGAAAGAGUUUUUCCUUAGAAAUCAGUUGCUGUUGAGAAGCCCACUUUAGAGUUAAAUCACAAAGCUUCUGUAAACACUGGUGAUCAUAGACGUUAAGUUUCAAGGUAACAGCCAAUUCAGAUGUUUUCACUCUCAGGUAGUGUACUUAUUUAUCCCAUGUUUGGAGUACAUGUUUCUGUUUCUAGGUCCUUUGAUAUUUAUAAUGUCCAUGCCAUAUAGGAUAGCUUGCAUAGAUUUCCUCAGUAGAGUCUGAUCUAGUUAACUUGUGAGACAGUCAUAUGCCUGCAGAGCUGUUUGUGUGAGAGUUCAAGUAGCAAGCCUUUUGCAGCAUAUCACUACAGUAUGUAUGCUUUGGAUUUAAUUUCCUGGAAUAAAGGAAAACGUUUCUUUGGCA
Haplochromis burtoni (Burton's mouthbrooder) is the source of this 2483-nucleotide messenger RNA. It is a transcript of the gene tomm34, whose product is annotated as translocase of outer mitochondrial membrane 34. Lineage: Eukaryota; Metazoa; Chordata; Actinopteri; Cichliformes; Cichlidae. Gene Ontology annotation, cellular component: cytosol; mitochondrion. Gene Ontology annotation, molecular function: heat shock protein binding. The record is from RefSeq and is a predicted model, not a curated record. The coding region runs from base 266 to 1198 and encodes 310 amino acids. The transcript has 8 exons.